CCCCGGGCGGCAGCAGCAGCGCAGAGCCCGGGCCCUGCCCGCCCCGGCCGGAGGAGCGCCGUCCGUCAGCUGCAGCCGGCUUCGGCAAAUCCAAGGCAUCCUGACGCAGAGCGGCAGAUCUCAGCCCGACGGGAUCCUCUGCAUUUUAGGAAUCGACAGCCGCUACAAUGAAGGCUGCAGGGAACUGGCCAAUUACCUCCUCUUUGGACUGUACAACCAGAACCACGCCGAUCUGGAACGGACGGGGUUUUCCGAAGACAUCCUGGAUGACGUCGUCAUCUUGAUAAAACCAGACAGCGUCCACCUCUACUGCAACCCUGUCAAUUACCGGCACCUCUUACCCUACGUGGCGUUUUGGAGGAAUCUGCAUUUCCACUGCAUGACGGAAAGCGAGUACGAAGAUGAAGAAGCCGCUGAGGAGUUCAAAAUCACCAGCUUCGUGGACAUGGUUCGAGACUGCAGCCGCAUCGGCAUCCCUUACAGCUCCCAAGGGCACCUGCAGAUGUUCGAUAUGUUCAUCGUGGAGAAGUGGCCCAUCGUACAGGCGUUUGCGCUGGAGGGCAUCGGCGGGGACGGCUUUUUCACCAUGAAGUAUGAGUUGCAGGAUGUGAGCGUGGACCUGUGGAAAACCUACAGCAAGAUGGACCCCGUGUCCCUGGAGGGCUUGCUCUGUGAGGAUUUAAGGUCUUUCGAACACCAGUGGACCAGCUUCUUCGCUAACUUCGACACCGAGAUCCCUUUCAUCCUGGAGCUGUCCGAGUCGCAGGCGGGCGAGCCGUUCCGAAGUUACUUCAGCCACGGGAUGAUCUCCAGCCACAUCACCGACAACAGCCCGAGCAGGCAGCCGUUCGUCCUCUUCGGAAACCACUCCACGCGAGACAACCUCAAUUCGGGCAACUUUAACUUCCCCUCCGAAGGCCACCUCGUUCGCAACACCGGGCCGGGAGGCAGCACGGCCAAGCACAUGGUGGUGCAGUGCGUCUCUCCCAAGGGGCCCCUGGCCUGCUCCCGGACCUAUUUCUUUGGCGCCACUCACGUCCCGGAUCUCGGCACUGACAGCAUCCUGCCCAAGAAGAGCAAACCUGUGCUUUUGUCCCAAGUCUACGCCGCCGUGGUGGAGGCCGUUAUGGCCGGCAUUGCUCGCUAUGCUCAAACUUUCAGCGCCACCAAGGCGAAGGAAACGGCCGAGCGAGUGUUCCUAGGUGGGCUGGAUUCUUUCGACCUGACGCAUUUCAAGUCGGUGCUGUGCUCCAAGAUAUCCUUCCAGAUCCAAGCAGCGAAUAACCAGGGACGGACGGUGCCCCUGGACAGCGAAGAUAGCGUUCACUUUGUGAAAACGGCGGGCAUGGCCGUGUACGACAUCCCCGACUUGCCGGGAGGAAGGGGCUCCCUGGGUUCCGUCGUCUUCUCGGAGUCGUUCCUCACCUCCCGGUUGGCCGUCAGAGAGAAGGAUGGCAGUAUCACUCCAGACACCAGCCAUGUCAUCCUGACCGAAGCGAUUCCCAGAUACUGCUCUUGGCUGGUUGAAGAUAAUGAAGUGAAGCUCUCCGAGAAAGCGCAACAAGCAGUAAAGGCCGAUGAAUCUUUCCUGGGCACCCCCCUGACUGGCGGAGAAGGAGCUUACAUCUACUCGAGUAAUGCACACGCCUGGCCCGAGGAAGGGAAAGUCCACUUCCUCUCGGACGGCUUGCUGUUUUCUCACCGUCGCCACGGCAGCAUCCCAGUGCCCAAGAGUCAAAUGAACGCCAUCCGAUUCUACGACGGGGACUCCACCAGCGUGGUGGCCGCCCUGUUCAUAGACUUCAAAAGCUCCUUGCUUCCUCAUCUGCCGGUCCAGUUCCACGGCCCCGACGGUUUUCUGAUGAUCGCGCUGCUCCCCAAAACCAGGAUUUACAAAGCGUUUUACUCCCAGGUGUACUCCCCCUGGCAGCAGCAGGCCGGCUCAGGACCCUCUCUUAAAGCGAUCCAGGAAGACGGAUUAUCGGCGGAACAAAAAAGAUUACACUCCAAUAUGCAGCAGCUAUUUACCGCCUGGGCCUACCCUGUCGGAGAAAGAUGGAAUCAACUGAAACUCAUAUCGGCUAAUCUCCCCACGCUGGACAGAUUUCUCCGGCACUUUGCCGUCAGCAGCGUGAGUCCCGAGCCAGUAAUGAGAACUCAUCUUCCCGUGGUCUUGCAGCAGCAGUCGGAACUCCUCCCCGCUCACCGAGACGCGGACGACAAGGUGACCAUCAGCGUCCUCACCGGCCUCCCGGGGUGCCACGCCAGUGACCUCUGCACGUUCCUGGUGUCUUUCCACAAGGAAGAAGGGAGGUGGAUGAUCUACCGGCAGACCAUGGACAGCUCGGAGUGCUUCGGCGCCGCCCACUUCCAGCGCUACCUGACCAGCGCCCUGGAGGCCCAGCGGAACUGCGGAGUGCGCCAGGCCGCCUACGCCUGCAGGAAGACCAGGCUCCUCGUGGUCUUGCAAGGCUACACCGACCCUAUCGACGUGGUCCAGGCGCUCCAGACCCAUCCGGACCCAGACGUCAAAGCCACCUUCAUCAUCGGCAACAUCACCGCCUGCGUGGAGCCCCUCAGCUGCUACAUGGAGCACAGAUUUCUCUUUCCUAAAUUCCUCGAUCAAUGUUCACAAGGCCUGGUCAGCAACGUCGUCUUCACGAGCCACACGCUGGAGCAGAGACACCCGCUCCUUGGGCAGCUCCAGAGCCUCAUCCGGGCAGCCAAUCCCGCAACGGCGUUCAUCCUGGCCGAGAACGGGAUAGUGACCAGGAACGAAGACGUGGAGCUGAUCCUCUCCAAAAACAGCUUUGCGAAUCCUCAGAUGCUGAGAACCCGCUACUUAAUGUUUCCCGGUUGGUUCGAAGGGAAGUUUGGAGCCGGGGCCGUGUUCCCCCCGAUGGUCCAGAUCUGCGUGUGGUUCUGCCGACCCCUGGAGAAAUCUCGAUUUGUAGCCAAGUGCCAAGCCCUCAAGUCUUCAAUAAGCCAGAGUCCUUUCUCAGGAAACAUCUACCACAUCCUGGGCAGAGUGAAGUUUUCAGACUCGGAGAAGCAGCUGGAGGUCUGCCACAACACACUCGCCAAUUCCCUGAGCCUCGUGCCCAUCCAAGAGGGGCCCACCCCGCCCAGCGAUUCCAGAUCCGAGAGCCGCGAUCGCACCGGCCAGCAGGAGUGUCACCUCGUCUUCAUCGGCUGCUCCCUGAAAGAGGACACGGUGAAAGACUGGCUGCGGCAGACGGCGAAGCAGAAGCCGCAGAGAAAAGCUCUGAAAACCCGGGGGAUGCUGACGGUGCAGGAGAUCAGGAACAUCCACGUGAAGCAUCACCUGGACCCUCUCCCAGCUGGUUAUUUCUACAACGGAACCCAGUUUGUGAAUUUCUUUGGGGACAAAACUGACUACCAUCCCCUGAUGGACCAGUUCAUGAACGACUACGUGGAGGAGGCCAACCGGGAAAUCGAGCGCUAUAAUCGCGAACUGGAGCAGCAGGAGUUCCACGACCUCUUCGAGCGCAAGACCUAGAGUUUCCUCUGCCCGGGUCGGGCCUGAGGCCUAGAGGCCCAAAUGCUCCACCGCCUCCGCCGCCACUGCCUGCUCCGUCACCUUCUCCCAGGGAAGAGGGUGCCUUCUGCUGCCUCUGUGUGUGUGUGUGUGUGUGUGUAUAUCUGUGUGUCUUGUCUCGUAGCCACCUUCCAGACCAGAACUAAACAGCAUCACCUGCAAGGAAAGAGAUUUGGGAGAGUAGGGGUUGGGGGAAGGAUGUUUUUGGGUGGGGAGGGGGCGGCACUGAUCUCCGGGGCCUCAGAGUGGGCAGGAGCCCCAGCCGGGCCCGACGCUCCAGUGUGAAGCCUGGAGCCCCCUCUCAGCAGCCCCCGGGGUGAACUGUAUGCCCCUUUCCUUUGGGGCUGGGGGCUGAGAUGAGGAUGCCCCAGGUGGAGCGGGUCUCUUUGCCGGUGCCCGGCCGCCGGAGAGACGAGGAGGGCGGGGAUCCCCGUGAACAGGCACGAGGGACGUCUGCGCGCCCCCCCGACCCCUGACAUCCCCUCCCCUCCCUGGGGCUGCCGUCCUGAGCGGUAACGGAACCCCUUCGGGCCGCCCACCCGGAAGAGGCUAGCAUCCCUGCCACCGGUGCCGGUGGUAGGCUCCCUGGUGGGUGUCUUUGGAAGAAGAGGACCCCCAAGGACGUGGCGGGGUGGGAGAAUGGGAACCUUUGUCCUCGACCCCCGCCUCGGGAUCCUGGAGCCGAGGUGCGGAGGCAGAUGCCAGACCCCAAAACCCAAGGCCCCUCGCACCGCUUCCCCUCACAGGGCCUGCUGCGAGCGGGAGGCCGGAGUCGAACGGGAGCACCGUCCCCUGAGCUGCCCGGAGACGGGGGUGGGCAAGGUGCCCCGAGGCUAGGACGGGCAGCUUCCGUCCACCCGGGCUCCCGUCCAGGCCCCCGUCGGGCACCGGAGGGAAGGAAGGCUGCUCCAGGCGCCGAGCCUCCUUCGCCGCCGGAGUCUCGCCUUGGUCCAGGAAAAGCGAUUUCCAUCCAGACCUCGCACCGGGCCUCGGCCGAGAGCGAGUGCUGCUGGCCAGCGUGGGGCUGGACACUUCCCCAGGCCACGUGAGAGGAGCAUUGGUCAGCCCAGCCCCAAGGGAUCGGAGGGGAACACUGGGUCCCAGGCGAUGUAGUUUAGGUCUGCAGUGUGUGUGCCCGCCCCCAGACCCUCUCUUGCCCCGAUGUCAAUGCCCGGCAGGAUUUAGGCGUUAGUCUCAUGUUUGGCUUCGGGUCGACGGGCGGGCAGACGGAUGGUGGUGAGGCACCCGGAAAUGUGCUGCGGGACCCCUGGGGACUCUGCAGACGGACACGAGGUGGGCGGUGCCAGUCGGAAGGACCUGGCGUCGGGCAGAGCUCAGCGGCGGCCUCGGCCUGCCCUGAGACCCCCACCACGGAGCUGCCCACCUAGAGUAGCCGCCUGGCCCGCAAAGUCGGGCCAGAGGAGCCGAGGCGACGGAUCUCCCCGAGGGGGGUGUCGCCUCGGCUCGGAAUGACCCCCCAGUAGCUUUAAGUGCAAUCGACGCUCCUAGAUGAAGGUCCUUUAGCUAGCUCCCUUCCUCUGCUGAUCGUUUUUUUUAAGAACUCCUUUGUGCAGCCGGAUUUGGGGGUGGGGUGGGGGGCGGGAGUGGGAGGCGUUGAUUUCCGUCCACGCUUUUCCGUGGACUUCUCAAUUCAUCCAUCGAUGGAGCCCGCUUGGCUCCAGCUGCACAGAGAUUUUUUGAAAGAAAGGUUAGCACGCACCCGCACCCCCCCUCCCCCGGCAUGCUAGGCUGUAGUUUAGUUUUCGUCUUUUUCCCGGGGGCGGGGGGACCCGGGAGGUGGGAUGGAAAGACCUUUCACCAGACUGGUACUGUUUCGGUUUCGUCCCACAGCGUGGGACGGGUGGCAAUUGGAUUACCUCAGCCUUGAACGGGAAACUGUGAUUUUUUUCAAAAUGGGGGAAAAAACUGGGGUGGGAAGGGGAGAGGGCCACGGGCCCCCAGGCCCCGGGUCUGGCUGUGCCACGGCGAGGCAGCCAGCCCCCAGCGGGCACAACCAGUGUCAGUGAAAGGACUUUCCAGCUAGUCGGUCCGUGGCAGGGCCUGCUCUCCGGGAAACCCUCUGAGGGAUGAAUAUAAGAGAGGGUCUUCCUGUAGCAGUGGAGCCUGUGGGCAGGACCCGACGUGACCCAGCGUGAGAAUGCAAGUGAGGGUGACUGGGACCCCCUUCCCCUUCUCCCGGAUGGCCCGAGCCGGUCCCAUCUCCACGCUCCGACGUCAGAGAAGCCUUGGGUCGGCGUCCUCCUGGAGGGGAGGUGGGGGGGGGGGAUCUCCCCGCUUCUGCAGCAAGCCUGAGUGUGGGCCGAGCCAUAGGGCCGGCAAGUUGCUGAAGUUAUAGGGUGGGAGGGGUGGGGGGGCGGGGGGUCAAAAGUGAGGUAAACUUAAGAGGGGGCAACGGGGUCCCGGAUCGACCUGGGCCCGGGAGCCCCCCCCCCGCGAGUCUGUCGUACUCGCAGAAUUUGCACAGUGAAUAAGCUCGGAGCACCCUUCGGUGCUCCCAAAAAGGGAAAUUCGGUAACUAGUACAGAGGCUGCGAGAAGUUGAAACGACAACGGUUAAAUCCCUGGUAGGUUGGUGUCUUUAACCAGGUCAGGACCUCAAAGCGAGAAAGGGCUUGGUCCGGACGGACGGUCAGACGCUUAAAUGAGACCCUAGCUCACUGUCUAAGGUGCCAAAAUCUCCUCUGAUACUAGUUUCCAAGGAUUUACUAUUCGCAAUUUACCGUCGGCCUUGUUUUUACACACACUACUGUAACUUCAGUGCAACUGAAUGGUGUGACUGAAGCUUUUGCUCCUUGUAUUUAUUACUUGACUCGGUGCAGUAAAUGUAUUUGGUCGUCUC
Molecule: messenger RNA, 6418 nt
Organism: Ornithorhynchus anatinus (platypus)
Lineage: Eukaryota; Metazoa; Chordata; Mammalia; Monotremata; Ornithorhynchidae
Gene: DNAAF9
Product: dynein axonemal assembly factor 9
Exons: 37
Coding region: 380-3520 (1046 amino acids)
Source: RefSeq, a predicted model, not a curated record